Xenopus laevis (African clawed frog) is the source of this 7649-nucleotide messenger RNA. It is a transcript of the gene gon4l.S, whose product is annotated as gon-4-like S homeolog. The coding region runs from base 146 to 6022 and encodes 1958 amino acids. NCBI's taxonomy places the organism in Eukaryota, Metazoa, Chordata, Amphibia, Anura, Pipidae. The transcript is spliced from 30 exons. The record is from RefSeq and is a predicted model, not a curated record.
GACGCAAUGACGCCGACGUGCAGCUACAGACUGCGGUAUCCAUGAUGCUUGUGGAAAGCUGUUUGGCGCGCGGCUGUUCUAUGGCUGGGAAACAACGUCCCGGAAGCGGCAACGUCUGAUUGGCUCGUCUGCAUCCGCCGGUGGGAUGUCCCGUGCUGAGAAAUGCCACUCUGUGUCGGGGGGCGGGAUGCAACCCCCAGAGUCUGUGACCACAUCCCAACAAGAACAGGACCCCAAUAAAAGUGAGGAUGAUGUGGAACUGUGUGUCACUUUGGAUGAUCAGGAUUCGGAGGGGGAGGAGCAUAGGAGGAAGAGGAAGCGAGAAAAGGAAGAUGAGGAAGAGCGGAAAGAAGUGUGUGAUUUUGAUGAGACAUUGGACCAGGCGCUGGAGGAUCGAGCCAAGCAGCACAACCUGACAGCUGUCAAUGUGCGCAACAUUCUGCAUGAGGUGAUCACCAAUGAGCAUGUGGUAGCCAUGAUGAAAGCGGCUAUAACUGACACUGAGGACAUGCCCCUCUUUGAGCCCAAAAUGACCCGCUCCAAACUGAAGGAGGUGGUAGAGAAAGGGGUGGUCAUCCCUACAUGGAAUUUGUCCCCUAUCAAGAAAGUUACAGAAGUCAAGGUCCCCCAGUUUGUGGACAUUCACCUGGAGGAGGACGAUUCAUCGGAUGAAGAGUAUUGGCCUGAGGAGGGAGAUGAAGAUGAAACUGCAGAAGAGAGCCUGCUGGAGAGCGAUGUGGAGAGUACAGCUUCAUCGCCUCGAGGCCACAAAUGCCCAAAGGUUCUGCAACUGCCUGAGCCAGUAGGGAUAGAGGAGGAUGAAAGUGCAGAUGGGCAGCAGGAGGCCUCUGAUACACCUGGAUUAGUCAUGCACAUCGGUGCAGAUGUGGCCACUAUGGGGCCUCCGCCACCCCCAAAAUCCAAGCCUACACAGGACAGCACAUUUAUGGAGAAGCUACACGCUGUGGAUGAAGAGUUGGCCUUCAGCCCCAUGUGCAUGGAUUCCUACCAGUCGCUGGAUGAGAGCCUAAUUGCUUUCCGCACACGCUCUAAGAGGCCAUUGAAGGAUGUUCCUAUUGGGCAGCUAGAGGCCAAGCUGAAGGCCCCGGACAUCACCCCUGAUAUGUAUGAACAGAACACCGCUGAUGAUGAUGAAUGGAAAAAGUGGCUGAUCAGCUUGAUGGAAGAUGAUGUUGGUAAUGAAGAUGAAGGUGAUGAUGAUGAUGACCCAGAGUACAACAUCCUGGAGGAUCUCGAUGAACCCGAUACAGAAGAUCUCCGCAAUGACCGAGCUGUGAGGAUCACAAAGAAAGAAGUCAGUGAGCUGAUGGAGGAGCUGUUUGAAACAUUUCAGGAUGAAAUUGGCUUCUCUCAUGUGGACGAUGAAGGGCCCGAUGAGGACAGUAACCAGGAAGCCCAGCCCAAUUUCAAUACACCUCAAGCAAUCAGAUUCGAAGAGCCUCUUGCCAACCUACUCAAUGAGCAGCACCGCACAGUCAAGGCGCAGCUUGAGUUUCUGAGGUUGAGGAAAUUUCUGCCAAAGUCCCAACCCCAGGGGACAGAUGAGUCCACACCCGCCCCAGAGGAACCCAAAGCUCCUCCCCCUGCCAAGGCUGCCCCGGUCAUGUUCCUUGAUGUGUCACAGAGGAGGAGAUUGCAGCAGCAAAUGCAACAGCACAUCCAACUUCUGAGCCAGAUGCACCUUCUGACCUGCCAGAACCAGCAGCUGAGCCAGCCAGCGGAGCUCUCUCGCAUGUUUCUGAUGGAACUUUCCAGUUUUGCGGAGAAGUCCAUGAUGCACCAUCGCAUGACUAACCCACAGUUCCACAGCGCCUUCCAACCCUGGAACCUUAAGGAAGCUCUGCAGUUACUCCAUGACUUUCACCGACAGGUCCUUGAAGAGCGGUGCCCACCCAAGCCCCUAAAAAAAAAUGCCAGUGAGGCUACCAGCCUACCCAAGCACGUGGCAUGGAUCAUGGCUACACGUCCCCUCUUUAUGUACCCGGAGCUGCUGCCUAUCUGUGCCCUGAAGGAGAAAGGACCUCGGGACAGAGUGUACUUCACAAAGGCUGAGGACAAUUUGUUGGCUUUAGGCCUGAAGCAUUUUGAGGGGACAGACUAUUAUAAGCCCCUGAUCAGCAAGUACCUAGUGACGGGCAAGAGUGCCCAGCAGCUGACUGUGCGCAUAAAGAACCUGACCAUGAAAAAGACUCCGGAUAAUAUCAUUAAGUUUUACAAGAGGACCAAGCUUCUGCCAAUAAUGUUUAAAUUGUGUGAUGAUGCCCACUGGCGGGAUGCCAAAGCCCCGGUGGAGAGGGAGAAACAUCGGCUGCCAUAUUGGCUCAAGGCUAACCUGAGCAGCAUCGAGGAAGAGUUUGGGAAGUACAAAAAGGAGGUGCAGAAGUUCCCCCUAAUGAUACCUCCAGGCCUGCAGCUUAACUUGAAGCCCCUCCCUCAGCGCUUUCUGCACAGAACUUGGCGACAGAAGAGACCCUCCAUUCUAAAGCCCCUUCUCAUCCGGCCCAAUAGCAGCAGCACCAGCAACAACACAAACUUCCUUCCCAAAACGGUGACCAAAGUCUCAGGCCAAGACCCAUUCCCUAUUGGUUUAUAUACCAGGGUGCCCAGUCUGGUGCCACCUGUCGUGCCAGUGCAGGGAAUUCUGGGAAUACGUCCUGUGGAUGUGCCAGUGGGGUGUAAAUUUCAAGAAGUACGCCCCACAUCGCUCUGUGCCCCCAGACCCUCUCGUUUAAACCCUACGUCUAUUGCCCCUAUUCCUAUUGCCCCGGCCAAAGUGCUGCAACCUGCAAUGUUGAACCAAAGAGCCCGGAGACUCCUGGGUGGUAUGUCCAAAAGAAGGAGUGCCAUCCGAGGCCCUGCCUUUAAAUCUGCCCCCCUCGUUCAUUCUACCCCUGUUAUUUUUGCCGUACCGAGUACCACGUUAAAGCUGGUGAGUCUUGGGUCUCCAUGUGGUGUGAUACAGCCAAUGAGCAGCAGCACAGGAGUUCCAAUCACCACAUUACUGCUUAACCCCCCAACAAUCCCUCUGAGCCAGACCAUCGUCCCCUCCCCCCUCAACCAGACCCACCUCACUGAGCCAGAGAGCCAUGUUGACUCUACACAGGGUGACGUGCAAGGGCAAGAGGAGACCACUUUUAAAGAAGACGAUGAGUGGGACUGCGUCUCCAUUACUAUAAAGGUGAAGGAGGAGGGGAGCCUGGGCCCUGGGGGGCACGGAGACUGUGGGGGAGAAGGGACUUCAGCAAAAAAUGAUAUAAAAGAGGAGGAAGCCUCUCCGUGCUGCCCAGAGAAAACAUCCCCUGAAAAGAAAGGCUGCCCCUUUAAUCUAACACAAGUUCCACUGUUCCCAGCAGAACAGAAACCCGCUUCUGAAUGUGACCCCCUAGAAACAGAGCAACGAGAGGGGGCUCCAACUUGUGAAAAUGGCUCUGGACUGUGUGAGCAGCAGGUUGGGCAGGGGCUUCCGGAGGAGGGGUAUGGGACUGUAGGGGAUGGAUCUGGAGCCCAGGAGCCUUCAGGGUUCUCUGCAGGCCAGAGGCACAGGGGCCACACUAUGGGUGACAAAACCAAAGAGCAGGAUGGGAAUAGAGCCAGCACUUCACUUGUGCUCAAGGAGGAGGAGUCUGAUAAUAAGGAGGAAGAGAAGCCUGAAGAUGAAGCUAUGGAGGAAGAGGAUGGGGCCGAUGACACCCAGAAUCCCGAAGCUGCAGAGUCUCCUAAAAACACUUCCUCAUCCACAGAUGGAGAUAUGGACAUAAGCAGCCCGGCCGGGACACAGCACGAUUCUUCAAGCCCUUCAGGGCGACCUGAGAGUGGCAAUGACAAAGAUGGCGCUGAAGAGGAAGAGGAGGAAGACUUUGAUGACCUGACCCAGGAUGAGGAUGAAGAAGAAAUUUCCUCAGCCUCGGAGGAGUCUGUUCUGUCUGUGCCAGAGCUCCAGGAGACCAUGGAGAAGCUGACGUGGCUGGCAUCAGAGAGGCGACUGAGUCAGGAGGGAGACUCUGAGGAAAACUCCCAGGAGGAGAACUCAGAGCAGGAGGAGGAAGAGGAGGAGGAGGGUGAUGAAGGCAUUGAACGUUCCUCACAGAAAGAGGAAGAAAUGACAGAUGAAGUGACUGAAGGGGGGGCAGAAAGUGCCCAGAGUCACCUGUGCCCCCCAUUACCGACUCCUGCGCCAACGAGUGCAGUUCCUGCUGGUGAGAGGCGCAGAGGUGGGAGCAGGGGCCCCGGGUCUCACAGGGUCCGAAGCAGAAGGGGGCGGGCUCGAACCAGCAAAGAUGCCUCUAAAUUACUGUUGCUUUAUGAUGAGAACAUUCUGGCCAAGGAUCCUCUGAGGGCGCAGAAGGACAUGGCCUUUGCACAGUCGUAUCUCAACAGGGUGCGGGAGGCAUUGCAGUUGGUGCCGGGGAAGUAUGAGCAGUUCCUGCAGCUCAUUUACCAAUUUGAGAUGAGCAGGCAGGAGAGGACGGCCAUGGAUCUGUGUGAGAGGCUCCGGGCGCUUCUCAGGGACUGGCCACAGCUCGUCAGGGAUUUUGCUGCCUUUCUUCUCCCAGAGGAAGCCCUGGAGUGCGGAUUGUUUGAGGAGCAGCAGGCAUUCGACAAGAGCCGCAAGUUCCUCCGCCAGUUGGAAAUCUGUUUCAUGGAAAAUCCCGCGCAGCAUCAGAAGAUCAUCAGACUGCUGCAAAGUUGCGCAGAGUGCCCCUUGCAGGAAAUAACAAAGCUAAAGGCGCAGAUGUGGCAGUUGCUGAGGGGCCACAAUCAUCUCCAGGAUGAAUUCUCUCUGUUCUUUGAUCAGCUGAGGCCGCCAGCAAGUUGCCUCGGGGACUUUGAGGUCAUGCACUGGCCAGAAGAUAAAGACUAUAAGUUCGAUGGAUAUGAAGAGGUUACGUUGCCAGAACUGGAAGAGGAGGAAGAGCUGGGAAAGGCGGCGGCACCCCGGAACAAGAGAAAGAAGGAUGUGCACCAAGAAAAAGAGGCCGAGUGGCAGGACACAGUGGGAAAGGAGUGCCCGUGUUUGUACCAGGACAGCAGUGCAGAGCAGCGCAUGAAGCGGAGUAAGAGGAGGACGUGCAGCCAGUGCAACACUAAGGUGUGUGAAAGCCGCGCCCAGCGAACCAGAGAAGCUCCUGAUGCAACAGUAGGUGGGCCGCCCCGAUCUCUUCGGCAGGGUUCCAGCUUGAAGGAACUGGGUGAGUGUAACCAUGGAAACUAUUGGGUCACUGACCCACUGUAUACUGGGAGUCCAUCUCUAAGUUCUCUUGUCUCAGCUCCUGGCGAGGGCACUCUUCCACCGAGGGACACACAGGACAGACUUUGUGCAGAGCCGUCUGUAGGCCAGAGGGGCAGCAGUGAUGUCAGCGGGGCAGAUAGUAACAAAACUCGUGCCCCCACCCAGAGAGGCUCAUCUGCAUCAGACUGCACUUCCCUUGGCAAAGCCAGACUUGCCACCAGAGACUCCCCCCGCACUUCUGCCCCUCUUAGGAGUAGCCGCAGAUCUCUGUGCAUGAAGGAGCCUGAGAAACUGCCCAAUAGCAUUGCACCUUCCCUGGGGCUAAACCCCACGCUACCCAAUGUGAUUGAGAGGAGCGAAGUGUCCAUCAUUCCCAGCUCAUCUGGAAGCUCUGCCUCUGUUCCUCCUUAUCCCAAGCCCCUAUAUCCGAACAUCGACAAGAAAAGUCCUUCCCCCACCCUCGAGGAGCAAACCUCAACUAUGUGUGCCAAGAACAUCAAAGUCAGCUCCAGCGGAGAGAAGGUCAUUCUGUGGACCAGGGAGGCCGAUCGAGUGAUCCUCACAAUGUGCCAGGAGCGGGGGGCCCAGCCGGAGACCUUUGCUGCAAUUUCCAGGAGCCUGGGCAACAAGAGCGCAGAUGAGGUGUCGCGGCGCUUCCAGGAACUGGUAUUGCUUUUCCAGACGGCCUGUGUUACCAGCUCUGAUGAAGAGGAGGAAGCAGGAAGUACGACGGAAAUGCUGUCCGACCAGGAAGUGGAGGGCGAGGACUAGCCCAGUAAUUGUCUUGAAAGGAAGGACUUUUUAGGGGGGGGGGCUUGGACUUGUGUGUAGUGGGUGGGGUUACCGGGGUAUUAAAUGCUGCAGGAAUACUUCCCCUUUGUGUUACAGUGAGACAUUCCUGCUCUUUGCAUGGGGUUUUUAUUGUAAAUACAACCCUAUGUGGGGCAAUAGUCCAGUGGUGGGGCAUAUUCAGUCUCCACCCUGCUCUCAGGAAGCUUCGCUAGCGCCACACAUCAACCUGGCGCACUUCCUUAUAUAAGCCGUGCAACAGGGGCCCCAGGGACAGCGACAUCUGCAAUGUGGAAUCUACAGCUGCGGGGGAGGGGAAACAAGGGGAGGAGGUUACCCCAUCCAGCUACAAUAUUGGGGGGCAGUGAGAGGAAUGUGUUGCUAUGGUUACGUUCACUCUGUCUCGGGUCACGUGGGAAGAAAAGGAUUGUUGGAAGGUCAGGCUCAGGCUACAUGGGCUCUGCAGAACACUGGCCAAGCUGUAAGUCACAAGCCAAAUUAUUAGUGAGUGGGUGUGGCCUAACAUCCUCCUGCCUCUCACCUGCAGGUAACACGAGGGUUGGCAGCUGAGCUGCACGUAUGGAGCACCGACGGGGUUUUGUCCUGGGAGGGAGGGGUCUGGUGGAAACACAUUCUCAGCUCAGCCAAUCGGCAAUGCAUAAGAAAACUCCUGGGCCCAUAGUUACCUGAUGUGCUAGUCCUCAUGGGCCCCCUCACAACGACUGACUGGGAGAAGCUUCUGCUGCCCCCCAUAGCCAGUGAAACAUGUCCAUGGUGGGGCCACUAGAUAUGGCUAAUGGAUCCGUGAGGGAGGAAGCCACCAUCUUAACCUGAAACAGAAGCACUCACUGAGUGACACACAGCAACCCUCAGCUCACACUCAGUGCAAACACAAGCCCCACCCACUUACCUUCCUGCUGGACAAGUUGAGGGGUCAGCCAGUUGCACCAGGGUGAGAGCGGCACUGCCAUGAGACUGAGGGUGACACUAAUGAGCAGGUGGGUCAGGUCUCCGGCCCAGGUUGGAAGUGAGAGUGACAGGACAGAGAGCUGUGAUUGGCCAGAUGGGCAAUUCCCAUGAUGCAGUUGGUACAUGUGUAGGUCCUGGGGGAGGAGAAACACAGGGUUCCUGUGACACUUGCCCCCGGGCAGAGUAAAUACACCCCUUAUACUCACUCUUUCUGGGGCUGGUACAGGGUAUGUCCCACAGUUCAGAAUGCCCCGUCCAGGAAACUUAUCAUGCAGACAUCCUGCCGGUUUAGCUCCGCCUCCAUAGAAAAUGGAGUCUGUCCUCAAGCUCCUCCCCAUAUGCCUCUCCCUGGCCAAAUGCCUCCAACCCUUCCAUGUCGCUGCUGGGGGACAAAUCGAAUUAAGUGCUGCAUUACUUUAUUGUCCAAUUACAGAGUGCCCCGCCCCCAAGCCCACUCACUCUGCACAAGGAACCGCUUCCUAGUGGCCCUCGGGGCCCCUGCCCACCAGCCGCAAAACACAGGAAAUUCCCUCUCUAGUCAUUUAGACUGUAAGCUCUACGGGGUAGGGUGCUCCAAGUCCUUUACUUGAAUGUAAUUUUAUAUUUAUGUGAAUUGUAUUUCUAAUAAUUAUUAUUAUUA